GUUGUUCUACAUUUAUUUGGUAAUUUUGAUCGUUUAGGAAAGUAAUUGGACUGUAAAUUGAUAAUAGAUGAUUUUAAUUGAACAGAAAAGAAAGUUGCCGAAAUUAUGAACGACGAGGAAGAAGCGGAUAGCGAUGCAGCUGUACCAGAAGCGGAAUUUCUGGACGAGGAUGAAUUACCGGAUGCAUGGAGUACGCAGCUACCGGAGGACCCCUUGAACGAUUCUCUGAAGGAAGCGGGCAAUGCGAGCGGCACAAUCAACUCACACAAAUUUCGGAAAAGUAGUGUUUCUGACGAUGGCUCGGAAUCCAACCGUUCCGAGAAUGAUAUUUUCGGAUGUGUUCUUCUGGCCUACAAGCGCCAGUUCAAGGGCCAGUCGUCCGGCUCGUUCAUUGCUCGCUGGGAGAUUUCUGCCCAUAGCACCGAAAGCUUCAUCCACAAGAUAUGGAAUCUGGCAAAGCAGCACCUGAAUCGCGAGGUCAUCUUCAGUGCAAAAGAGGACGGAACAACCUGCCCAGUGUGGGGCGAAAGCGAAACGCCGUCUGAAGAGGAUUUCGAUAGGUUUGUGCUGUUUCAGUCAGGACGCCGGCAUUACGCAUUGGACAAAGUACGCGAGAGCAGCAACCUAUUGCAAAGCUGGCGGAACAAAGAAGUCACAGUUCUCCUACACGUUUAUUCGUUAUCCGUCAGUAAUCGUACCAUAUGGAAUUCGGUGAAGGAAAGUUUAAUCGAUCCAUCUGAACGGGAUCGUUCAGGUGCUGCUACAACACAAGCUGUAAUUGAAUUGGCGGACGAGCUCAGAUCAACACAUGGUUAUCAUCUGGAUGCGCACGGCAUGGCGUGGUCGUUUUGGGCGAAUUCAAUACUCAACGGACCAGCACACCUCAGAGAAUCACUCAAAGACCACCCUCCGCAGCAUCUUGCUCAUCUAUUUCGUGCAAAGGAAGGGCGAUAUGUGAAUGCAAUCCAAAGAGAACUGACAGUAGCACAUAGCGUUAAUAGCAGUUACCACGAAGAGGUUAUCGCAUUGCGACAAGUGUUCGAUGUAGUGGAAGCAAAUGUUGAGAACUUGAACGCUUCAUUAAAAAUGUUCAAAUCUCGACUGGAGGCUCUUGAAUUACGAGAUAGGUUGAGUGAUUCAAUGAUUAAUGCCAUGCAAACUGCGGUUAAGGUUCAGGAAGACCAGUUGGGGCAGGAAUUGAAAUCCAAAAUAGUUGACAUGGAGGAUAUGGAUCACAUGUAG
Molecule: messenger RNA, 1242 nt
Organism: Aedes albopictus (Asian tiger mosquito)
Lineage: Eukaryota; Metazoa; Arthropoda; Insecta; Diptera; Culicidae
Exons: 1
Coding region: 106-1242 (378 amino acids)
Source: RefSeq, a predicted model, not a curated record